UGCUCCUGAGGUUGAGGGGACCGGGAGAGGGCGAGGGGGAGGGUAGAGCCCCCGGCUCGGAGCAGCGGGUAGCAGCAGCUACGACGAUGAGGACGAUUUGGAGAUUGGCCUGAAGGAGGGACCGUCCCUCCCGCGCGGAAUGCGAUGUUAAUUCUGGGGCAUUGAUGUUUUACAAUGCCUGAUCCAGACAAAAAGGUGAAGACCACAGAAAAGUCAACUGAUAAAAAACAGCAAGGAGUCACCAGCAGGGACUAUUCAGAUCUUAAAAGACUCCGGUGCCUUUUGAACGUUCAAUCAAGCAAACAACAGCUUCCAGCCAUUAACUUUGAUAGUGCCCAAAAUAGCAUGACGAAGUCUGAGCCCGCCAUCAAGGCGGGUGGACACAGAGCUCGAGGUCAGUGGCAUGAGUCCACAGAAGCUGUCGAACUUGAAAAUUUUAGUAUAAACUACAAGAAUGAAAGGAAUUUCAGCAAACAUCCCCAGCAUGUGUUAUUUCAGGAGAUCUUUACAGCCUUGGUGAAAAAUAGACUCAUAUGCAGAGAGUGGGUUAAUCGAGCCCCAUCUAUUCAUUUUCUGAGAGUGUUAAUUUGUCUGAGGCUACUAAUGAGGGAUCCAUGUUAUCAGGAAAUACUCCACAACCUGGGUGGGAUUGAAAACUUAGCUCAGUACAUGGAGAUGGUUGCCAAUGAGUACCUGGGCUUUGGAGAAGAGCAGCACAGUGUGGACAAGCUGGUCAACAUGACGUAUAUUUUUCAAAAACUUGCGGCUGUCAAAGACCAAAGAGAAUGGGUCACCACAAGCGGAGCCCACAAGACUUUAGUAAAUUUACUCGGUGCCCGGGACACUAAUGUCUUGCUGGGUGCCCUUCUGGCCCUGGCAAGCUUAGCAGAAAGUUCAGAAUGUAGGGAGAAGAUAAGUGAACUCAACAUUGUCGAGAACCUAUUGAUGAUUUUACAUGAAUAUGACUUGCUUUCCAAAAGACUGACUGCAGAGCUGCUACGCCUCCUUUGUGCUGAACCCCAGGUGAAGGAGCAGGUGAAGCUCUACGAGGGGAUCCCCGUCCUCCUCAGUCUGCUCCACUCUGAUCACCUGAAGCUGCUCUGGAGCGUGGUCUGGAUUCUGGUCCAGGUCUGCGAAGACCCCGAGACCAGUGUGGAAAUUCGCAUCUGGGGAGGCAUUAAGCAGCUCCUUCAUAUUUUACGAGGAGAUAGAAAUUUUGUUUCUGAUCGUUCCUCCAUCGGGAGCCUGUCUAGUGCAAAUGCCGCAGGCAGAAUUCAGCAGCUUCAUUUGUCUGAAGAUUUGAGCCCUAGGGAAAUACAAGAAAAUACUUUCUCUCUUCAAGCAGCCUGCUGUGCUGCCCUCACUGAGCUGGCACUCAAUGACACCAAUGCCCACCAGGUGGUCCAGGAGAAUGGUGUUUAUAUAAUAGCAAAAUUAAUUUUACCAAAUAAGCAAAAAAAUGCAGCAAAAUCUAAUCUGUUACAGUGUUAUGCUUUCAGAGCCUUGAGGUUUCUCUUCAGUAUGGAAAGAAACAGACCACUCUUUAAAAGACUUUUCCCCACCGACUUGUUUGAGAUGUUCAUUGACAUAGGACAUUAUGUUCGUGACAUCAGUGCUUACGAAGAGUUGGUAUCUAAGUUGAACUUAUUAGUGGAGGAUGAAUUGAAGCAAGUAGCUGAAAAUAUUGAGAGCAUUAAUCAGAACAAAGCUCCUUCGAAAUACAUAGGCAACUAUGCGAUCUUGGAUCAUCUUGGAAGUGGGGCUUUUGGCUGUGUGUACAAGGUUAGAAAACGCAGUGGUCAAAAUCUUCUAGCAAUGAAAGAGGUCAAUUUACAUAACCCUGCGUUUGGAAAGGAUAAAAAAGAUCGAGACAGCAGUGUAAAGAAUAUUGUUUCUGAGUUAACAAUAAUUAAAGAGCAGCUUUAUCAUCCCAAUAUUGUACGUUAUUACAAAACAUUUCUGGAAAAUGAUAGGCUGUAUAUCGUUAUGGAACUUAUAGAAGGAGCCCCACUUGGUGAGCAUUUCAGUUCUUUGAAGGAAAAACAUCAUCAUUUCACUGAGGAAAGACUAUGGAAAAUAUUUAUACAGUUAUGCUUAGCUCUUCGUUACUUACACAAGGAGAAGAGGAUUGUCCAUAGAGAUCUGACACCAAAUAACAUUAUGUUGGGGGAUAAGGACAAAGUAACUGUUACUGACUUUGGCCUGGCAAAGCAAAAGCAAGAAAACAGUAAGCUCACGUCCGUCGUUGGAACGAUCCUGUAUUCUUGCCCAGAGGUGCUGAAGAGCGAGCCCUAUGGGGAGAAGGCUGACGUCUGGGCGGCGGGUUGCAUCCUGUAUCAGAUGGCCACUCUGAGUCCUCCCUUCUGCAGCACCAAUAUGCUCUCCUUGGCUACAAAAAUAGUGGAGGCGGUAUAUGAACCAGUGCCAGAAGGCAUCUACUCUGAGAAAGUGACAGAUACCAUCAGCAGGUGCCUGACCCCUGAUGCAGAAACCCGUCCAGACAUUGUAGAAGUCAGUUCGAUGAUAUCAGAUGUCAUGAUGAAGUAUUUAGACAACUUAUCUACAUCCCAGCUGGCCUUGGAGAAGAAACUGGAACGGGAACGGAGGCGCACACAGAGAUAUUUUAUGGAAGCCAACAGGAAUGCCGUCACAUGUCACCAUGAGCUGGCUCUGCUAUCUCACGAAACCUUUGAGAAGGCCAGUUUGAGUAGCAGCAGCAGUGGAGCAGCCAGCCUGAAAAGUGAGCUUUCUGAAAGUGCAGACCUGGCCCCCGAAGGCUUCCAGCCCCCCUGUGGGAAGGAUGAAGACAGGGCCUGCGAUGAAAUCCUGUCAGAUGAUACCUUCAACCUGGAGCAUAUUGAGAAAGAUAUAUAUUCAGAGCUGGAUGAUGAAUUGGAUGUUUCGGAUAACUCUAGCAGCUCCAGUUCGAGCCCUCUGAAAGAGUCUACUUUCAGCAUUUUAAAGAGAAGUUUUAGUGCUUCUGGAGGAGAAAGACAAUCCCAAAUGAGGGACUUCAUUGGUGGAAUAGGAUCAAGACCGAGACCAGCUUUGCUGCCUCUUGACCUGCUUCUGAAAGUGCCACCUCUCAUGCUCAGGGCCCACGUUAAGGAACUAGAGGCCAAGUUAGGGACAGGGUGGCAGUCCCACAGCCUUCCUGCUGUGAUUCUUCGAAAUCUCAAAGAUCAUGGGCCACAGAUGAGCAUAUGCCUGUGGCAAGCAUCUGCAGGCAUUGCUGUGUCCCAGAGGAAAGUGCGUCAGAUCAGCGAUCCCAUCCAGCAGAUACUAAUUCAGCUGCACAAAGUCAUCUAUAUCACACAGCUUCCUCCAGCUUUGCACCACAAUUUGAAAAGAAGAGUUAUAGAGAGAUUCAAGAAAUCCCUCUUCAGCCAGCAGAGUAACCCUUGUAAUUUGAAAUCUGAAAUUAAAAAGUUAUCUCAGGGAUCUCCAGAACCAAUCGAGCCAAACUUCUUUACGGCAGAUUACCAUUUAUUACGUCACUCAUCGGGUGGAAACAGCCUGUCCUCAAAUGACCUGACAGGUCCACCCACCAGCUUUGAUUUGGAGGAAGGAAUAACAUAUGAGCAGAUGCAGACUGUGAUUGAAGAAGUCCUAGAGGAAAGUGGUUAUUACAAUUUUACAUCUAACAGGUAUCACUCCUAUCCAUGGGGGACGAAGACUCACCCAACCAAAAGAUGAAAAUAUUGCACUUGGAAUGAACUUGGUUUUCCCAGUGUAGUUCAAGUUCUGGACUUCAGCCACGACUGCAAGAUGCUGAGGACUGGAUUUUGCUAGAAGGGUGUGGAAGGGGAGAGACCAAAAUGCCAUGGGGGCCAGCAGCAUCUUUUUUUCUGGAGGUCCUGUGUGGGGCGUAUGAUAGCCACAGCUCUUAGGGGGACUCCAUUCCAAGUACGUAUUAUGUACAAGACGACAGGGCUGUCAGUGUGCCCCUGGAAGGAAAUGCUGCAAAAGUCAUCUGCGUGGGGUUUGGGGGGAGCCCUGUCUCACAGAACUUGCCUCUGAGUUAAAAAAAAAAAAAAAAAAAAUGGCGUAUUUUUCAAAGGAACAUUUUAUACUCAGGAUUGCUGAAACUGUUUAAAGGCAUCUAGCCUUUCAUAUAUAAAAAAAAAAUUUUAUAUACACAAAGCUACAGAACCCAGAAUGAUAUAUUGGGUGAUUGAUUCAUGGUAUCCUCCAAUUUUUUUUUUUUUUUUGAUCUUAAAAGAAAUUUAAAAUAUGUGAAUUUUUUUUUUUAAUGAAAGAAUUGGUUUUCUCUCAACCACAUGGGUGCUAGUGGUCUUGAGCCAUGACACAGUUUAGACAGUAUUUAUAACCUUGCACAGCAUCUGGAUAUAACUCGAAUCAUCAGAUUUAAGUUAGAGUAAUAGAAUGCAUUGAUAUAUGGUGUGUAUAUAUGUACAUAUAUCUGGGAGAGGGAGGGAGGUUUUGGUUAGAUGAAUGUUUUGCUGCUAAUCAAACUUAUAGUGUUUUUAGAGCACUUUGAGGAGUUCAUUGAAUCUAUGAAAAAGAUGCAAUAUUCCUUAUUCUAAGACCCCUUUACUAAAGUUACCUGCAUUUUAAAUGAAUGUUUAUUGUUUGGUAAUUUGAAAUGAAAACUAGUUAUAUAAUAAACGCAAAUUUCUUCUCUACUCAUUGAAACAGUCCACAGAAAUAAAAAUCAAAAUGCCAGUGUCCCCUUUCUGUGUAGGAAGAAUUUAUGAUGAGAAUUUUUUCUAAUCUUAUUGAGCUAAAACUCCCUCUCUGCAGCUGGCUUGGAACUUUGUUGUAAUGUCAAGAUAUCCCUCAUUGCCAAAUCAAACUGCACUUCUACCUACUUAAAGAACAAUCCAUUCUAUAUAAUUAGUAAUCUGGAAGCUGAAAUUGUACUUUUUAUUUACUUGAGUUCUGUUACCUUUAAUUGCACUGAUAAUUUUUGGCAUGAUUUAACACAAUUUUAGUUCAGUGUACUUACAGAUGUCGAAGCACCAUAUGACCUUUCUGUAUGAAAUGUAAAAUCACCUAAUGUAAAUCUAUACUAUUUUUCAAUUAGUGUGUUUAACACUUAAAUUAUGUUCAAAUGCCUUUUAAUCAUGCAGUAAUGCCUUGUAAAUUGCCAGUGAAUCUUUAUUUUUCCUUAAACCAAAUUAGUAACUAAAACAAUUUUAAAUAGUAGAUAAAAAUACAGUAACAAAAGCUUUCAAUUUUAGCUUUCAAUCUAAUUCCAUCCACAUGUGAAAUUCACAUGGAAAAUCCAAAUUUUACUAAUUUGCCGAGGCAAAUUUUUCUGUUCCAACCUAAUGUGACUCUUUACUAUCAUUUUUAGAAAUCUUUUAAUGUGUGGAAAGGGACACGUUUCUUCUUCUUGCAGGAGGCACAGACCUAGAGGGGCAUAAAUUCUAAUUGUGACAGAAUCUGUGGGGUAAAAGUUUGAGUAAUCGAGUUCUUACCUGAAUGGCAAUAUAUGUAACACAGUUUAGAAAAGAAUAGUAUUCAGAAGUCACACCUGGGUAAGAAAAAAAAAAAAAAAGAUUCAUUUAAAGUGUUUUUAAAUGCAUACAGUUGACUUUAUUGAUCAGAAAGGGAGCAAAAUGUUUCUCUUUUAGGCCACAAGAAUGGCAUUGAUUAUGCUACAAACCUGUCAGAGUAAACAAAAAUAGGCAAACGAAUGUCUUUUUCAUCAGGGUCUCAGGCUUAUCCAUGCAGAUCACGAUGUACUGUUUUGCUAAAAUAAUGAAUGUGCUCUGUUUGAAUUUUCCCUUAAGCUACCACAAUUACUGCAUUCACAUCUUCCCAGUUGCAUGACCAGGUCUCUAAGAAUAUUGGGCACGGACAAGGGGACCAUUUGCUCACAGAGCCACAUCCUCAUGUUCCAUCCUUCAACCAAGGAGCAUCUCCCCUCACAAUAAAGCAAGAAUGCUCAUUUCCUUUGGUCCAUAAUACUAUCUUCUGGUGCAAAGAAGUUGUUACUUGAGCUCAUUUAAUAGACCUCAUAAUCUCUUCUUGAUUGCAUUUAAUUUUUUUUCUCUCACAUAAUUUUUAAUGAUUUGUUGUGCAGUGAAAUCCCUGUGAAUUCAUCAAACCUCUCUAAUUCCCAGUGACCAAAUACUUGUAGGGGAUAGAAUUUGAAUCAGUCUCUUCAGAUAACUUUUGAUACACAAAUGCUUCUGUUAAUUAUGUUUUGAUCCACCAGCUCUAUCUGAUUGUCUGUGCUUGAAACCUUAAUUUGCUCUUUAAAAGCAAAAUGUUCCGUUCUUAGAGAACUGCCUGCAGCAAGGAUAUGUGCUUGCUAGUUUUUAACUUUGUCUUGUUCCACAUGUGUAGUCCUUAAAUGGAGAUCUCAAGAAUACUGAGUGACAUGGACACUUGGGCCCACUGCCUAGGGAUUAAUGCUGAAAAACCUGGAGAAAAGCUGCUGGUGUGGAGCUGGGCCCUGUGCCCAGUCUAGGUGUUCUAAAAUACAGUCUAAUUAAGAAAUACUGUUAUAAAAUAUACUUAAAUGAUAAAAUCGAUUAAGAGUUAAGGUGUUCUAAAUAGGUACCAUCUCUAACUCAUUAAAUACUAUGAAAAUUUGAUAUUCACAAGCAACACAGGACUGGCUGAUUAUGUACAAUUCCAGCAAUGUCAUCAAUUCAUUGCCACUGAUAUUUAAGAUAUGUGAAGACAAUAAUAUUGGUCAAUUUUAUCAGUGUUAAUGUGCAUAGAACCCACAUUGCUCUUUUUGAUUUGCUAAGUUGCAUAAUUUGUUUAUUGCUUUUUCUUUUUUGUUUUUGGGGGUAUCUUGGGGGACUGGUGAAGAAUCAGGUACAGUAAAUAUGCUGACUUCCUAUAGAAGUCCUUCAACUUCUGUCUGAAGGCAGGAAAAAUUUUUCUGAAGCAACAUUUAUUGUUUGUAUUUGCUUUUUGUUUUUCUGUUUUUUGGGGAGGGUAUUGUGGUGGUAUUCAUGAGCAUCAGAUCAACUGGAGAGGCAAUGCAAAGAAAUCGGGCUGAAAUAGCCUCUCAGUACCCUGGUGAUGUAGCUAUAAGGAGCUCCUAAGAAAGGAAAGCUUAGGACUUGACUCCUAGGUGGGAUUCUGUCCAAGCCUGAAAUGCUUCAUGUUCAACAACUAAAUGUCAUAAAUAUAUUUUAUACAUACCUUUAUGAUAUCAUUCAGAUUGUAUUAAUUAUCCUCUGAUGGAAAGUGACAAAAUUCUGGAUAGAUUAUUUUUCCAAUUGAAACGUGCUGCUAAUGUAUGCUUACCCUUGAAUACUGUUUUUCAUAUCGAUAGGAAGACUCACAUGUCUCAGGGAAACAACUUUGUGAUAAAGUCAUUCUUAUGCGUGUCAUUACAGUUAAAUUGUAUAUUGUAAAUAUGACUAUUGUGGAUGGUUAUAGUCCUGCUAUGAUGUUAUUUCAAGAUUUGCCAGAGGGAUAGGAAAGAUUUUAUGAUUUUGAUGGGGUGACUGAUGGAUAUUGCCAACAUACAUGUCCUGUGGGUCCAUGAGCAGUGGUUGUUGUUAAAAAUGAAGAUAACACACCCUAAAGUCACAGUAGAUGAGGGUAUGCUGGAUUUUUUUUUAACCAUGCAUAUGCAGCAUUUGACUAAUAACAUAACAUUUUUAAAAUAUAUAUAGUUCAUUGAUUUUUA
Messenger RNA from Sciurus carolinensis (gray squirrel), 7624 nucleotides. RefSeq names its product NIMA related kinase 10 (gene Nek10). The transcript is spliced from 38 exons. Gene Ontology annotation, molecular function: protein binding; ATP binding; protein serine/threonine kinase activity. The coding region runs from base 175 to 3696 and encodes 1173 amino acids. Lineage: Eukaryota; Metazoa; Chordata; Mammalia; Rodentia; Sciuridae. Gene Ontology annotation, biological process: protein phosphorylation. The record is from RefSeq and is a predicted model, not a curated record.